Messenger RNA from Pieris brassicae (large cabbage white), 6861 nucleotides. It is a transcript of the gene raskol, whose product is annotated as ras GTPase-activating protein raskol. NCBI's taxonomy places the organism in Eukaryota, Metazoa, Arthropoda, Insecta, Lepidoptera, Pieridae. The record is from RefSeq and is a predicted model, not a curated record. Gene Ontology annotation, biological process: regulation of GTPase activity. The transcript is spliced from 20 exons. Bases 257 to 5698 code for a protein of 1813 amino acids.
CGACUCAGAACGCGCACCGUUGUCAUGCGCGUACGCAAGCUGAUAGUAUUUUUUGUGACAGUGUUGAGCGGAGUGUUUUUUAACGGUUUUACUACUUUUGGCAUUACGUAUUAUAUUGAUUGUAUUAGUGAAUAGUUGCGGAUGCCAACCGUAGUGAAAUUGAUUUUCCUCAGUUACUAGAAAGUGGGUCAUAUUUAGUGAACUAUGAGGAGAAGAGAUUCGUAUUAGUGAUUUAAUGGAGUGAUGGUGUUUAGCGAUGCCAGACUGGCGGUACAACGUGCUGUCGACGAGUGAGGCGUUCAUCGAAGCCGAAGGGGGUCCACCUCGUGACCCCUUUGCCGCUAGCUAUCCUCGUCGUGCAGACCGUUCUCGACCCCUGCACACUUGCCCUUACACAACUAUCUUCCAUGGCGCGCGCUCCCACGUUCCUUACCGCCUACCACACAGCGAUGGAGGAGAUCCCUACGCAGAUGCAUAUUCCGUAGAUAGAUCUUCAAAUUUGACCGAUACAUCAAGUUUCGCUCGUUAUGAAGACUGUCGCUCUCCAGUAGAAAGUGUCGCGCACCAAAAAGAUCUAAAUUUCUCCAGUGAAAGAUUGGAUAGUAAUGACGUUGUUCAACAAAAAGUGCCAUACGCAUCUAAUGUGUUUUUUAUAUCGUCUCAAGAAGCUCAACAGAAAGAUGUAAAUGGAGCAAAUUUGUUUGUUGUGAAUGGCUCGGAGUCAGAUGCUUUGUCAUCGUGUACUUGUGACAGUUUUGAGCGAUGCGAGUUUGAUUGUAGAGACUUUGAACCUUUCUCUGAUACGUGUUGCUGCGAUCCUCUCAGUGAUGGCGUGUGCAGUCGCAGUCCGAAAGAGGUGGAAUCGCCUGAACAGUUUUCCGAUGGGGCGGUGGAAGAAGAUAGGACAUCAGUGCGAAGUGAUAUGGACGGGUUGGACUUAGCGUUAUUUGAGCCAGCUCAAACCGAUACUAAAGGAUGUAAUACUAUAGAACAGUCGAACUCAGUCCCAGCAACACUGUGUGGAAUUUUGCAUGUGCUAACAGACGCAAACAAUGAUGUAGCAUCUAGCGCUUCAAGCGGUGCAACAUUGGGUGUACCUCCUUCUUGGGAGCCGUUCUACUGUGUAUUGCAGCAGGAUCGUCGUACACUCACCGCUUACACCAGCGAAGAACUAGCUUCUUUUCCGGGAUUUUACGUCGAUAAGAAUUCGAACAAUGGAGAGUACGCCACACGGAGUUUACCACGAGUAAGAAUUGAUGGUGGCCAAGCUGGUAACCCAGGAGUGAGAUUACGAUGCUGGGCAGCUCCACCUUCAAUCACAGAGGAAGAGGCUGAGGAUGAAAUCGAAGAGGAUGCUGUAUCUCUACGAGCUCUUCCUGUAUCAGAUACAUCGUAUGAAAAAGCAUGUCGACGUGGAUCAGCUCCGAGUACGCCGAUCCCCGGUGGACAAACGCAGCACAGUCCAUCGCGGCUAGCUUCGUUCUUCUUCUCAAAGCGAUCUUUUCGAAGUAACCCCCUCAAGCGAACCAAAUCAGCAAUUAAGUUAGAGCCGCCAAAGGACAGGGUGUCGGCAGUGCCGACUCACCCAGCUACACAUGCCUUACGGACAUCAAGAUCGCAUGAGAGUUUGUUAUCAGCACAUUCCCCCGCAGUUUCUACGAUGGAUUUGGGACCUCCAAAUCAGGUUGAAAUUCGGGCACUACACUCAUCGGUAUUGGGACGACCACAUUGUUUCGCGUUGAGUGCGGAGAAUCGCGCGCCACGAUACUUCGCUUGUGCCUCACGAAAGGAAAGAGAUAGAUGGAUAUAUAGUUUACGACAAGCAGCUCGUCCAGACGAGAUCCGGACGAGGCGGUGUGAAAGAACAGUGAAAUUGUGGCUGUUAGAGGCCAAAGCCAUCCCACCUAAGAAGCGGUACUAUUGUGAAAUUUUACUGGAUGAUACUUUAUACGCAAGGUCUUCCUCAAAAUUAAAAUCAGAACUGUGUUUUUGGGGUGAAGUGUACGAGUUUAGCGCGCUACCAGCCGUACGGGCGAUACACGUCAACGUAUACCGUGAACCCGAGCGGCGCGCACGCAAACGGGACAAACAUGCACUUGUUGGCACAGUACGAAUACCAGUUGACGACGUAUCAUCUCGUUACCUCAAUGAGCGAUGGUACCCAGUGAGUGAAGGCGAUAAGCCUCAAUCCCCCGGACGGUCACCUGCGCCUAUACCCGCGUUACGUAUAAAAUGCCGUUACCAGUGUGUAGAUGUACUGCCGUUGGACUGCUAUGCACGAUUCUUGGAUUACCUUAAGAGGAAUUAUAGGCGGCUAUGCGAGUAUCUCGAGCCUGUUAUUGGUGUAAAAGCGAAGGAAGACAUCGGUUGUGCCCUUGUACUUUGUAUGGCGGGAGCUGGUUUGGCGCCGAGAUAUUUAGCUGAUGUUGUUGCGUUAGAUGUUCGAAGGACAGGAGACCAUUCUCUGACAUUCAGGGGUAAUUCCCUUGCCACCAAGAGCAUGGAAGCUUACUUGAAGCUCGUGGGAGAUCAGUACUUACAAGACACACUAGGCGAAGCAGUAUGCACGGCAGCGGGUCCGAGUGCGGUAGACUGCGAAGUAGACCCUCAAAGGGCGGGCAGCAGCGCAGCCUUAAGACGACAGCAAGCGGCGCUAAGGGACACAGUCACGUUGGCCUGGCGAGCUAUCGCAGCCUCUGCGCCACGCUUUCCGCCUCCAUUGCGGGACUGCUUCGCUACAUUUAGAGAGAGGCUAAUUGCGAUGGGCAGAGAAGAUAUAUCAGACAAUCUCAUCAGUGCAUCAAUAUUUUUAAGAUUUUUGUGCCCGGCCAUACUGUCUCCCAGUCUUUUUGGAAUUACUCAUGAAUACCCGAACGAGCGUGCGGCGCGCAACCUGACGUUGGUCGCGAAAACUCUGCAGACCCUUGCGAAUUUCACUCGGUUCCAGGGAAAGGAAGCUUUUAUGGAGUUUCUCAAUGACUUCUUAGAACAGGAGGCGCCCAAUAUGAAGGCGUUUUUGAGAGCUAUAUCUACUCGACCUCAAGAACAACAAAAUCAGCAGCAACAACAACAACAACAACAGCAGCAACAACAUCAACAACAAGACAGUAAACGGAACUCGUCAACAUCACAAGGGUCUGGGUGUGAGAAUAUAGCAUCAGUAGAAGCUGAUCCUGAAUGGGCGCCCCACGUUGACCUUGGGAAGCAGUUGGCGACACUACAUGGGUUGCUGGUUGAUAGCCUACCUAAAUUACCAACUGGGAGAACACAGGAGCUUGACCCACUGAAUGACAUAUUGGAUGAGCUCAGCAAGAAGUUAGCGAACAAUGACAUUGGACCAACAACCCAAGUGGCUGAUAAUAUUUUUAGGUUCAACGAUCCCACUUGCAAUACCCCAACGAAACAGAGCACCGAAAACGUUGUAUCAAAUGGUCCACUCAAUAACUUUGCACACAGUUCACCUAUUAUGAACAAAAAUGGCGUUCAGUUCAAUAUAAGUCCAUCGAAAUCGAACGCGGAAGAAUCAAAGUACAAAGGAUCUUUUGUGACUGUCACAAAAUCGCCCAGUUUUAAUCUACGAUCAGCCACACUACCACGAAACGGUUACGGCUCAAGCCCUAACCAAAACGUCAAUCCUGAUAGAUACAGCUCCCAAUACAACAACCAGGAACAUUGCGUUAACCUAAAAGUGGUACAAAUCGGCUUCGGCUCGGACCAGUUCCCCAAAGGCAUCAGUAACGGCUUAAACGAAAGUUUAGAAAGAAGGUACCAGGAUAGAUACAAGCCAAACAAUUUCAACCAACAGCAUUAUAACUCCAAUUAUAGUACGGAACGAUCCCCGAGUGGCGACAGCAUCAAUCAUAAUUAUUGCGCUAAUGAGAUGCAGAAUAUUAUGAAAGAAACCGCCACUUUAGACGAGCUAUCAGACCUCUUGAAGUAUGCGGACGAUUCGGAUAUCGUCGACGAGAAAGUUAUGAACAAGAAGAACAUAGCACAAUCCAAGUCUAAUAAUAAUAUUGUGAACGGAAGCAAAAAUUCUUAUACAAAUAACGGUUCAAACGUGUCUAUCAGCGGUUUGUCAAAUGUCGCCAGCUCCGGUUACCAAAGCAUCGCAACGUACAGCCAAAGCUCCAGUCCCAUCGAAAACACUACACAUCACCACCAGCCUUAUGAAAACGGCGGUCAGCCCUUGAGCCGGUUCUCGCAGCUAAACUACCAAAAACAGAGAGACAAACAGUAUUACGAUAGUAAAAACGAGAAGUUCUACCCGAAGAGCCCAGUGCAGCAAAAAAUUGAGUAUGAUAUUCAAAAAUAUGGGAUACAGAAUUUCACCACGGCUGAUAAUGUACAAAAUAAUAAAAAUUCAAGUUCAAAAGUAGCUCCAUUAGUGUUCACCAACCCCGUCUACAAUAUGGAGGACAACCGACAGUCACAGGAAGCCAAAAAAAGUGAGAACAGAAACUCCAAGCGAUGUCCAUGUGGCUCAUCCAGUUCAUCGAUCGAUGAGGAGGGCUUGAGCACUGACAACGCGGAGACUAACUCUGAAGAGGGUUCUACCAACUUCAACGACGAUGGUAGAAACUUUGACAAACAGAAUCGCAACAAUACCCACCGAAAACUCGCCAGAGAUAAUUGUAAUUUUGAAGACGUCUAUCAGAGGAGCAAUCAUAGCAACUCGCCUAGGAUAAGGGACGACGAAUCGUCCAGCAAUUCGCCGAGUCUACGCAAAAGUAAGACGCGAAUGCCCAGAACAAACCCUAUGCUCUCUUACUCAACAAAUCAAAACCAGAACCUGAAGCACUUCGGUCAGCGAGGCGAGUCUCUCUACGAAAGCAAGCCUCAUCAUAUUUCCACAGACUCUGGCUACCCCAUGAGCCGUUCAGAUUCGAACGUCGAAGAGGUUAACAAAGAAAUGUAUCGUUUGCAAAUAUCGCGAAGCCAAAAAGCAUUGUACAACAUGGAGGCGAAGAAUUCGCCUGAAAAGUUUGUGAAUGACAAUGCAGUUCAAGAGACGAACUAUCCCCUGGAUAGAGCGUAUUCAGGGGCAAAGUUGUCAGGUAGUAGGUUAAAUGAAGAUAUGGAGAGGCAGGAAUAUUAUGCGAUAAGAGAGAGACGGGAGUCGCCGUCUCGAGUGUUUAGCCGCGAGUCGCACUCCAGCGAGGCAAGUGAGAGGGUUCCGGUGCGUUGUGAGAGGGAACUGCCAGUAAGGGACAAGCUUCAACGGCGGCUUAGCUUAGAGUCAGCGAGGGAAUUAACAGAUAGUUCAGAUGAGUUGGAUGACACCUUGUAUAGCACAACAGGUCGGAGACGCAGCAAACAUCACAGAACUAUCGAACAGUAUGAACGUGAAAUCGAGAGAUUGAAAUGUUCCGUAGAGCUGUUACGAGGGCGAUUAGGUCCCACAGAGUCCGGACAAGAUCACACGGAUGCAAAGAUGAAGGCAAUAAUAUCCAGAUUAAUCUGCGUAGAAGAAGAACUAAGGCGGGAACAGCGCAAAAUGGCGGCCGCACUAUCUCACAAACAGAGGGUAAUAGAGGCGCAGGAGCAUCGAAUAGCCGCACUAGACGAGGCCAACACACGCCUUUUGUCAGCGUUAGUACAUUUACAACAGAGGGCGCCACACACACCCACACACAACACACACAACACACACAAUAACUCACACUCGCCGCACUCACACCAAGAACUUCAAAUAUAAUCUUAUAAAGUACACCGUAUUUUGCAUUUUCAAACGUAAAUUUUUCAUCUGUAAAUUUAAUUUCGAAUAUAAUUUAUUUAUAUGUUUUCUCGUACAUUUUAGUAUAUGUAUAUUAUUAAAAUACUUCAAAGCUUUUGACCUCUUUCGUUAUCGAUAAGUACAUAUAUUUGUUAAUUAUCUAUAGUCAUUAUAAUAUUAGUGCUUCAUCGAGUAUAAAAAUAAAUAAAUAAAAUGGUUUUAUAAUAAAAAAUAAUCUAUAGUUUACCAAAGAUGGCAAAAGAGGUCGCUAAUUCGUUUUUUAAGGGCAUUUUCAAAGAUUCAUGUGACUUUCACUUUUACAUAGCGAUUGGUAGAUUCUAAAAUAUGCACAAAUAAACGAACAAACUUAUUUAAAUGCAUUUCUAAUUAUGUUGUAUUGAAUAUUGUUAUUUUUAAAAAUCUUUAAUCACAAUUGUUUUGCCAUUUUUGUUUUGUUACAUUAGUUUUAAUGAGUUAUGCUUUAAAUCAAUUUCGUUUAUCAGUAUUCUGUAUAAUUCUGGUUUCAAGUGACAUUUCUAUAAUGAUACCAAAGACAAUGAAUCCCUAAGGCUAUGUACGCACUGACGGGGGAUUUCCUAUUAAAUACAGGUUUAAUCUCUCCUUAAUAUUUCCAUGGUGGCACUUGAAGGUUCUAUGAUUAAGUGGCAAUAUCUUGCAAUAAUACUUCUAAAUAAAUUUUAAGUCCCAGAAAUACUUUAAUUAGCUAUCCUAUCACCCCAAAUAAAAUACGCGUUCAGGCGCUGAUUUUAUCACCGUAGCAUGCUUUAGCUUUUAUCCCUCCCGUCAGUAUAUACGUAAUCUAACUAGAGUGAAGUGGGUAUACUGCGAUUCUCUAGAUUUAAUGUGUUAUAGAUUUUAUAAGACUUGUAUUAUAAGUAUGAAUAAUGUAGUCGGUAUUGGAUAGAAGAGAAAUAUUUUUAAUACCUAUGAGUAUUAUGUGUGUAUUAGACAGGACAAAUAAAUUUCACAUUUUGGAAAUGUAUUAAAUUAUAUAAAACCGUUUGGAUUUGCAAUCGAUAGAAACAACUUGGUUGUUCCAUAAUUAAUUUUUAAGCCAUAAUUUUUUUGUAAAUAUACCUAUAUAGGUAUAUAAUUAUAUCUUUACUUAUCACAUUAAAUUAUGA